Molecule: messenger RNA, 2226 nt
Organism: Stegastes partitus (bicolor damselfish)
Lineage: Eukaryota; Metazoa; Chordata; Actinopteri; Pomacentridae
Gene: mbnl3
Product: muscleblind-like splicing regulator 3
Exons: 8
Coding region: 1111-2145 (344 amino acids)
Biological process (GO): regulation of RNA splicing
Cellular component (GO): nucleoplasm; cytoplasm
Molecular function (GO): metal ion binding; RNA binding
Source: RefSeq, a predicted model, not a curated record
UGUUGCAGCCGAAGCCAAUGUAGUUGCUGCUAACAUAUCAGCACCCAGACCCGCUUCUUUCUUUCACUCCGCGGCUUGCAACACGUUUUUUUUUUUUGUACCUGCUUCGAUUUCCUUUUUCUUUUUCUUUCUUUUUAACUAGCGCCUGUUUUUCCCCACAUGCUUUCCUCAAGACAAGGCAAUGCCGAGUGCGUUACAGAUCAAGACGGAAAAUAACGACGUUAAUUUCGAAGGAGACAUUUGAUCCCGGAUCCGUUUGGACUGUAAACAGCAAGGCAACGAGGAAGGACAUGCAGCAGAGAGGUCAGUGAGGAGGAUGACAACAGAAGAACGGUGAAGAAGGGAUGAGAAAGAGACUGAAGUAAAAGGAGGAACUCCAAAGUGCCUACUUCGAGGGUUCGUCUUGCCGAAUCUGCUGGAUUACAGCAGGACAGGGCUCAGUGUGUGUUUGGCCUUGAAUGGAGGCUAUAUUUUAUCCUGACAGCCACAGAGUCAUCCAUCCCACGUUGCUGAGCUGCAGCCCCGACACACUCUGAACUGAGCCGCCACCUCGUCUCAUCAUUGGGAAGGACAUCUCGGUGUAAGGCUCUGCUUUUUUUUUUUUUGCUCUACAGAAAUCAUUUUAGCUUCUCUGUCAGGCAGAUAUAACUAUAGCAGAGCCACAGUGACGGCCUCAGCCUCGGCCAUGUUGACGUGAAUGUAACAGUGACUUGCAGUGAGUGUCAGCUGAUACAGGUGAACGCACAGACACUCAGCAACAUAUCCAGGCAUGCCAGAGUGAUGUGCUCACAGUAGUUUUUUUUUUUCUUUCUUCUUUUGAGGCAGAGCUGGCCUCUGCUCACAGUCAACCCCUCUAUCUCACCCCUGUGAAAACUUCAGCUGCCACUUUUCCCAGGAAGAGCUAAUAAACAUCCCCCAAAAUACACCAACCAAAAGGACUCGCUGCCUGUUUGCACUGAGGAAAAACCGAAAAUAUUUCUGCGUCUGUUUCCUCUGUGUUUUUCUGGGGACUUUUUUUUUCUUGAAUCACAAUUAGUCACCAUUGCUCUCAUCAGACAGUUUUCCGUCCAUUUGCCCCCUCCUGCCACUCAGUGUUUGUGAGCGUCUCUGAUGGCCGUCAGCAUGACCAUGGGGCGAGACACCAAAUGGCUGACCUUGGAAGUGUGUCGUGAGUUUCAGAGAGGCACCUGCUCGCGGUCUGAUGCCGAGUGUAAGUUUGCACAUCCCUCCCGGAGCUGCCAUGUGGAGAACGGCCGAGUCAUCGCCUGCUUUGAUUCACUCAAGGGCCGCUGCACACGAGAGAACUGUAAAUACCUACACCCACCUCCACACCUGAAAACCCAGCUGGAGAUUAACGGGAGGAACAACCUGAUCCAGCAGAAGGCCGCAGCAGCCAUGUUGGCUCAACAGAUGCAGUUCAUGCUGCCUGGAGCACAACUACAGCCCAUAACAACAUUCCCAGUGACGCCCUCCUUGGCAACGAGUCCCAGUAUGGCAUUCAGUCCAUAUCUGAGCCACAUGGGCCCGGCCAUGGGCUUGAUGCCUGAGCUGUUGCCCAGCACUCCCCUGCUGGUUCCUGGGAGUCCCACCAGUCUGGCAGCCAUGGGCAAUGGCACCUCCGCACAAAAACAUGUGCGCACAGACAAGCUGGAGGUUUGUCGAGAAUUCCAGCGUGGUAACUGCACGCGAGGUGAGAGCGACUGCCGCUACGCUCAUCCCCUGGAGGCUGGCAUGGUGGACUGCAGUGAGAACUCGGUCAUUGUCUGCAUGGACUACAUUAAAGGCCGCUGCAGCCGAGACAAGUGCAAGUACUUCCAUCCUCCGGCUCACCUGCAGGCCAGGAUUAAGGCUGCGCAGCACCAAGCCAGUCAAAACACAGCGUCCGCAGCCUUGGCUCUGCCUCCGGGGGCCGUGCAGACGCUACCAAAGAGGCCGAUCGUAGAGAAGAGCAAUGGAGCUGCUGCCACCGUCUUCAACCCCAGCAUGUUCCACUACCAGCAAGCCCUGGCUAACAUGCAGCUCCAGCAACCAGCCUUUAUCCCCACUGUUCCCAUGAUGCACGGUGCCACCACCUCCACUGUUUCGUCGGCCUCGACCCCAGUCACCAAUGUUCCUUUCGCUGAAUCUGCCGCCUCGAAUCAGUAGACACCUCGGAGCUUCUGACUUCUGAUCCGGUGGAGCUCCAGUGCGUUCCGAUGGAAACCCAUUUCUGCCCCGUCCCCAAAC